Messenger RNA from Homarus americanus (American lobster), 1024 nucleotides. Its product is annotated as fibrinogen C domain-containing protein 1-like. The transcript has 5 exons. The coding region runs from base 94 to 771 and encodes 225 amino acids. The record is from RefSeq and is a predicted model, not a curated record. NCBI's taxonomy places the organism in Eukaryota, Metazoa, Arthropoda, Malacostraca, Decapoda, Nephropidae.
GUCAUACAGCGACGGCAGCCCCAGGAUGUGCAGCAGAACUUCGCUCGGGAUUGGGCAGACUACCGACAAGGAUUUGGCCAACUGGAUGAAGAAAUGUGGAUAGGCUUGGAGGCACUGCACCAACUCACCUACAGCGCCUCCUACGAGCUCAGGGUGGACAUGGUCGACUAUCAACUCGGACCCAAAUACGCCCAUUACAAGGUGUUCCGCGUGGGGCCAGAGAGUGACGGGUACCGCCUGCUGGUGACUAACUACUCAGGGAAUGCCGGGGACGCUCUCUCCCGCUUCCACUCCGGCAGACGGUUCUCCACACUCGACCGUGACCAGGACCUAGCCAGGAACAAGAGCUGUGCCCGGGACAAGGAAGGAGGAUGGUGGUUCCACGCCUGCUACGCCGCACACCCUAAUGGUCGUCAUCCAACCACCCCCAGCAGGAAGAGUAACAGCACCGAGAUCCGCUGGUGGACAAACCGCGAGACAGUCCUCGUUCUCACUCACAUAGAGAUGAAGAUACGACGACUACGACCUCAUGGAACACCGGACGAAGACUGGGCCACAAGCGAUGACGCAGCUUUAGGAGACGAAGACGACAACUACGAGAGCACCUUGUCGCCUGAAGAGGAGGGCCAGAGUGAACCUGUGGACUACGAAGCCUGGUGGAAGACUCCCUGGGUAGGCACCGACGGCGGCGACAUCCCCGGAAACGACAGUUUUUGGGGAAACGAAGGACGCUCGGACAUCAGUCCCUGGGAGGUGACACGCAGAAACUGAUGUGUUUUUGUUGAUGGCAUCUCAUAACUCACCUACACUUAACUAAGAUAACCCAACACUCAUGUAACAACUAUAAUAAACUUUGAUCUGUGACGAGUAAUUAUAUAAUUAUGAUAUUCUGAUUUUACUCAAGCUAGCGUACGUUUGUCAAAGAUAUUUUAUCAUUCACCGAUUUUUUUUUUUUCGUUUAGUGAUAUAAAGCUGAAGUUUGGGACUCAGUGAUGAGCCCGUUAAUAAAUGUUAAACAAGUGCA